Darwinula stevensoni is the source of this 582-nucleotide messenger RNA. The record is from the annotation of a GenBank genome assembly. NCBI's taxonomy places the organism in Eukaryota, Metazoa, Arthropoda, Ostracoda, Podocopida, Darwinulidae.
AUGGAUCCUCAGGCCUUCCUCACUGAAAAUCGUGGAGAAUUCCCCAAGGACUACGAUUAUGACAUUCAGGCAACCAAGGCGUUCUAUGACGAAAAUCGUGAAACGAGCUACUGGCAUUUCCUCUUCGCCCUCUCCAAAGUGCCAGAAUUGGGCGAUACGGUAUUCCUCCUUCUCAAGAAGCAGCCCUUGAGGUUCCUGCAUUGGUAUCAUCACAUCACGGUUCUCAUCUUCUGCUGGCAAUCUCAAUCCGAGCACGCAUCGACAGGACUUUGGUUCUGUUCCAUGAAUCUGGUGGUGCAUUCCACCAUGUACUCGUAUUUCGCAGCAAGGACCCUCGGAAUUAAUGUGGGGAGAGGGGUGGCCAUGUUCAUCACUGUCUUACAGAUCCUCCAGAUGGUAAUGGGUUUGGCACUCAGCCUCUCGGCAGCAUUCUUCAAGCUCCUUGGCAUCUCGUGCCAUGUCACUCCCUAUAAUGCUCUCUUGUCAGUCCUCAUGUACUUCUCUUAUUUGGCUCUCUUCGUAGCCUUCUUCCGAGACUCCUAUCUCAGGAAACCAAAGGUCAACACCAAGAAGGACUCGUGA